Messenger RNA from Anopheles darlingi, 9119 nucleotides. RefSeq lists its product as uncharacterized. NCBI's taxonomy places the organism in Eukaryota, Metazoa, Arthropoda, Insecta, Diptera, Culicidae. Gene Ontology annotation, molecular function: protein binding. The transcript is spliced from 9 exons. The record is from RefSeq and is a predicted model, not a curated record. Gene Ontology annotation, biological process: DNA-templated transcription. Bases 315 to 7769 code for a protein of 2484 amino acids. Gene Ontology annotation, cellular component: nucleus.
GGGCGUUCUUGGCGUGCAAUUUUGGAGGCUACUGCAAAUUGUGUUUCACCGAAUAAUGGUUGGACGACGGUCACCAGUCUCAGUGUAAUUCGGUGCAAUCGAAUAAAUGGUAGCCGCUGAUAAAACACGCGCGAUAUCCGUAGCACUUGUUCUGUGCGUGAGUUCACAAGAACGCGCUGCGGGUUGAACUUUAAACAACUAGCGGACCGGAUGCACCCUGAACCAAAGUGAAAUUAGCAUUAUGUCGCAACCGUGCAGGCAGAGGAGGCAAGUUCAAUAGUAAGGCGCGUGCCGGCAUAAUUCGCAACAACAGCAUGUCCAGCUCGGUGUUCAAAGUGUACGCGUCCAGCCGGGAUGGGUUUGACGAGGGCGCGGCGGGCGAGCUGGCCGGCAGUGCGGAAACGGAUCUCAAGGAGGCAGUUCACGAGGAUCUUAAACUCGACUCAAAUCUAGUGAUCCUGCUGAACAAGGAUGGCUCGGUUUCGGUAGACCAAAACACGCUCCAAAGUUUGCUGGCCAACGAAACCACGGGCACCUCAGUCAGCCUGGUCCGAAUAUCAUCCCCAACGCCGAGCAUUGAGGAGGAAAUCGAGGAAGAACGGCGUCGUUUGAAGGACGAAAAGCAGAGGGAAGAUGUGGACGGAGCUAGUGGCGCAAGCUCGAAUGAGGAUUCCAACGACGACAGCAACUCCAUUGCCGGUACUAGCUCUGGCACGUCAAGCAUCGUAGUUGGCGGAUCGACCCGUCGAACGCGAACGUCGUCAAAGAAAGGAUCGGGCACUGCAACCACCGUAAUGAUGGAAACCGAGGAGGAACCGCGUCACGUUAGUCUGACCGUCGAGGGUUUCUAUCCGCCGUCCGAAGCACAGAACUUUGCUGCCCAGGUACUGAGUCUGGCUGGGUAUGAGCAUCCGCUCCGGAAAGAAGUGGUCGACAUCGAGUACAUCCGCUACACGAUAUCGAACGAUCAUUGCUAUACGCCGCUCGCUUCGACUGCCCAGAAAGCUCUGGACUCGAAAGGACAGGCUAUCGAGGAUUUGGACUCUUCGGAGGAAUCAUCUUCUCAUUCGGCUAGGACAUCUCUUGGAAGCAAAGCUAACCGAUCGUCUUCCGCGAGCAAGAUCACUGACCAACAAAAGGCGUCGGUCACCGCCAGGACCUUCAAUAAGGGUUCCGCACAGGCCACUGUCGGCUCGUCGAAGGGAGCCAAUUUAAACCGCAGCAAAUCAACGUUCGGAUCGCAGAGCUCUGGUGGACUAUCGAAUGCGAAGGAGCAGAAAAGGAAGAAAUCGAAAGCGAGCGAUCGUGAGACCGACGAGCCACAGGAUGAGGACGAUGACGAUGAAGAGCUGGAGGAGGAAGAGGACGAUGAGUUUUACUCGGACUACGAGGAAGACGAAGAAUCUUCCUUCUCGGAGGAGGAUGAUGAGCUCGAUGUUGAUUUCAGUGUCACCGGUCGAUCGUCAUCGGUUAAAAAGCGCAAACAGCUGGCCAAGGGAAGAAACAAACCAUCGCCUAAGGCACCACGGCGUAGCAGCAUAACAGGGCCGCCAGCAUCCGGGUUAUCGAAAAGGGCUGAGAAGGAACAUGAUGCAUCGCAAACGGAAAAAUCGAAAGAAUCUAAAUUCAAGAUUGUUAAAUCAGUCCGUAACACGAUGAAUGAGAAUGUAACGAAAGUGUUUUCCCCACAGACCGCAAAGCAACAGCAACAGCAGCAGCAACAAUUGGUAGCUAAGGUAAAGGCAGCCGCACAAUCCCAUUCACAGUCUCAUCCGAGUAAGAAAGUUCCCACGAAAACGUACACUUUGACGACUACAACGACACCUGGAGGACCGAUGACGGUUCUUUCACCGGCAACGGCUCCUGCGACCAGCAGCAGUAAGCCCAUGGUAAAGGUACCAUCCAAGGUGGACGUCACACACAAUCAAACGAAACCAACGGCGCCAACGACGCCAACAACGCCGACCGGUACAGCAGUUUCAUCGGUAACACCGCAGAAGAAAGACAAGAAACCGAAAUCGACCGCUCUGGAUGCGGCCAUGGUCAGCGACAUAUCGGCUCUGUUCUCAACGCCCGAUAUUAUCAAAAAAGUUAACACAGGCAAAAGUCAGCCAGGACCAUCACCAACAACCAGCUCGCUACCGACGGUGAAGGCUGUGACAUCCGAGCCACCAUCGGUUGUUGCAGUAUCCGCACCGAAAGUUGUUGUCAUCGAACAACCGAAGACGGUACCGUCGAUCCCUGUACUGACGGAAUCGAUCCCGACCUUGUCAUCGGCUCCAGCACCGACUUCAACUCCAGCUGCCGUCCCGUCUACUAAUCCCGUACUCGCGGAACAACGUUUAGAUUUAAUCCAUGCGAUUGUGCAGGAAGAUCUAAGACAACCGAUGGCGGGUACUGUAGUAACAGCAGUGGCAACAGCAACAGCAGCACCGAUCAUGCAGCAACCGGCAGAGAUUCCCAACAUUGUAAAAAUGUUAGAAACCACGGCCAAUAUGGUUGAUGCAGGUUACGAUCCCAUGGCUCAACAAUGGCUAAUGGCCCCGGUAGGAGUGAAACCGAUGGAAGAACCUGUUGGUGGGCUGCUGCCGGAUAAUAAUGCCAUACUAGAGGCACUCAACAGUGGAGUGGACGCACUGCCAGAAGAUUUACUCGAACACGUGGCCGAACUGGCGAAGAACAAGGAACUGCAGGAAAUUCUUGACAAGCAGGUGCUUGGCGUGAUCGGUCCCAGUGCACUCGAUCCUCACUCCACUCUUCCGCUCAAUCGUCCACCAACACAGCAUUCCGUACAGCAGCCGCAGCAAGAGCAACAGGCCCACCAACAGCUAGUGCUGAAUCAGGUAGGCGGUGCGGUACCUACAACCAUCCCGGAAUAUCUUCCAACGCUGUCGGUUCGCGAGCAGCAGACACCACGCAAGGAAGCUAUACAGAUACGCCGUAGCGACGGACGGGUCAUUACACUGCCACCCAUCGAGGCACCCGCGACACGUGCCUCCAAGCGACGUGCACAAGGGACACCUGGAACGCCCAGCAGCCAGUUGGUCAACUUGGAAGAUGAGCUUUCGACACCGAAGAAUACUCGAGUUCAGCAGAAAGUUUUGGGAACCAUGGUUCCUUUAUCGUCCCAGCUUCCCACUCCUGGGGCGGUUGCAGUUGAUGAGAGCACAGGGAAUAUGGGAAAUAUCAUAAUUGAUGACAGUGCCGCGCCAAAGGGUGCGAAACGUGCGAAUAAAACGGCUGGACCGGAUGCUAACCGCACGAAGCGGUUAGUAACGUCGACGACGGCGAUCGAUCCCGCUGCUGCCCAGGAUGAUGAUCUAGAUUCUGAUGAAAGCUGGAAUUCAGAAGAUGAUCCCGAUCGUCUGUGGUGCAUUUGCAGACAACCGCACAACAAUCGGUUCAUGAUCUGCUGCGAUUCGUGCGAGGAUUGGUUCCAUGGGAAAUGUGUGAACAUUACGAAGGCUAUGGGCCAACAGAUGGAACAUGAUGGUAUCGAGUGGACAUGUCCUAAUUGUCUCAAGAAAAAGGCAGAUCGACAACAACCGAAAAUGACAGAAUUUUUAAUACCCACUGGAUCAAACCUUUCGGCCCAAACCUCAACUAGCAACACCAUUUUGCAAGACGCGGUGAUUCUAGCAGUGGCAGACGAAGCAUCGCCGAAUGCUUGCAUUGUUUGUAGUAAACAGGCGAAACCGAACUCAAUCUACUGCAGUGACGAUUGUAUUCGUAAGCAUGCUGGAUCUGUACCGAUGGCCAAAACUGAUAAGGCAAAAGAUCGUCGUCCUUCGGUUGCACCAUCGACACCGACCACUCCAACUGAACCGAUUCUUUCCAGUCCCAGUUCAUCGACUGAAACGAUUAUCGUCAUGGAGCGAACGACCGGCCGUUGUUUAGCUGGCAAGUUCGGUCCAACGGCAGAAAACAUCAAGCAGUGGCUACAAGAGCACCCGACGUACGAAGUUGUGCCACCUGGUUCACCACAGGCCGCCAUUAUACUCAAAAAGCAGGCUGCAGCCCGUCGUAUACAGCUGGCCAAUGAAGCAUCGGUAAAGAAGUCAACCCUUGGGUCACCCACCACUUCUUCAGGCGGCAGUGGCGGUAGCCAAUCACCGAAGAUGCAAACGCAACUAAAAGUGAAUGAUCAAAAAAAGAUGGUGAUUGUCAGUUCGGCCGCAACGGCACCAACAGGCUCGACAUCGUCUCCUAGAACACCCGGGGCGACCGGUAAAGCACCACUGAGCACUGGUGUACAGUCUGUAAGCAAGUCAACGUUGGUUCAGAAAACGAUCACGGGGACGAAUAGAGGCACCGCAACUUCUCCUACUACGGCCGGAUCGAUACAGCGCACCAAUUCUGGAGUAAUUGGGCAAUCCAAGGCGAAUGUCAGUGGAUCACCGGCUGGUGCUGCUUCAGGGACAUCUACCGGAAGUCCUUCGCUUGCAACCAAACCGCCGAAAAAGCCAACCGCAUCAUCAUCGGCAAACUCUUCGGUUUCUGGAGAGCAUGGUGCGCCGAAUAACAAACAGCAAACCACACCCACUGGUAAAUCUGCGACCACCCCUGGUGGCGAGAACAUCCGUGUGACCGUUAAGAAGACCCUAAAGGAACAUCUUAUGCAGCGUACGGCCGAGCUGAAAGAGGACAGUACGAUACCACGUCUAAAGGAGGAAGAGAUUGAUCGGUUUGUAAAGGAAACCGAGGGUGAGCUGUUUGCGCUCUUCAAUAAGGACACGGGCAUGAAGUAUCGGGCCAAGUAUCGCUCGCUUGUGUUUAACAUAAAGGAUCGCAAGAAUCUGUCGCUCUUCCAAAAGAUUUGCGAGAAGAUAAUAGAACCAAAGCAACUGGUUCGCAUGACAGCGGACGAGUUGGCGAGCCAGGAAUUGGCUCAAUGGCGCGAGAACGAAACCAAGCAUCAGCUGGAGAUGAUUAAAAAGACGGAACUGGAAUCGCUAGCGUGCGCUAAGAACUACGUUGUGAAGACCCAUAAAGGCGAAGAGUUGAUCGAAGGCAAGGGGGAGGACCGGGUUCAGUUAGAUCCAUCCGUUCCGGUCGAUGAUGUCGUUUCGCUGCUAAACAAUUCCGCCGUUAGCAGUACCAGCGAGCUGGAUGAAUCGUUUGUGAGCUCCGGUGCGAAGGAUAGUAGCUCCUAUCGGACCAAGGAUUACGAUUUCGGAGGAUAUGGCAAGCACUAUAAUACGGCACUAUAUGGCAGUGGCAGCGCUGCGAGCUCCCUUAUCAGUAGCAGCAAUACGCUGGUGGCCGGUAAAUCAGAGGCUGGUGGUGGAGCUUCCUCUUCCUCGUCGUCAUCCACUUUGCGUAAAAAGGAUUCACGUCGCAGUAGCCGAAGUCGUAGCAGAAGCCGCGGUCGCAAACGUGAUCGAUCGCGUGAUCGAAGUCGUUCCAAGCACAAGCGUAAGCGAAGUCGCGAGCGAAGCCACGAUCGACAUACGAGCCGGGAUCACGAACGUGAGAAGGAGCGGGACCGUGAUCGUGAAAGAGAUAGAGAUCGUGAUCGGCAUCACCGUGGGCGCGAUCGUAGCCGUGAUCGAUCUAAGCACGAGCGGAAGAGCUCGCGUGAGAAGGAAACAGCGAAAACGGGUAGCUCAUCCGAGAAGCGUCGAGCUUCCGUUGCUUCAGCAGCUGGGCGAGACCCGGACAUCUCGGAUUCAUCGUCUAGAGCGAAGUUUGAUCAUGAUCCGAGCAAAGAUAAUACUCACAGCACGAAAACGAUCACGAACGCCGGUAAGAAGGUGGCGAUCGACGAAAAUGCAGCCAGUAAGGAUGCGUCUUCAAGGACAUCGCUCACUGAGGGUGGUGUUGAUCCGUUGGUGGUUAACAAAGCUGACAAUCCCGACGAAGCCCCUAAAGGAUCGCUUGCCGACGCGGUUAAGGAAUCGAAGCCUGAACAAGACCAGGAACCGACGAGUACGGUCACUAUUCCCACACCUCCCCAUCAUCCACCCUACGAAGGCGAGUCACCAGAUGAUGGAACAUCGGCACCUAGCCAACCUUCGGAGGAAGCGGUCGACGAAACGACUCGCGAAGCAGAACGCACCUACUGGACUGGCAGCGUACACAUGGUUGAUGUGGCCAGUGUGGUGAUGUCGAUCCGCGCGGUUAGCGGUGACAUACAGGAUGUGGCGAAAGACUUUAGUCCCGAUCUGGAUAUCUGUGGCACGAUCAAGCCCGAGCUCGUGUGGGAUUACAUUGCGCAGAUCCGCAAGAGCACCAACAAGGAGAUUUGCCUGGUACGAUUCCACUCGCGAGAAACCAGCGCGUACUACACGCUGUACAAUCAUUUGUUCACGCGCAAGCGAUAUAGCGUGGUAAAAGCUCCUUCCGCCGCGAUCAAAGAUUUCUACAUCUUUCCGCUGCCGGCGGAACAGAUGGUGCCGAUGAUCCUGAAACCGCACGGUGGGGUCGGGAUCGUCGAAGGCGAUCAGAAGCCCAAUCUGUUGCUGGGUGUUUUGGUGAAGAUCAAGGGUAAACGGCCGACACUACCACCGGUUGCAGUGUCGCAGAUAAAGGUUGCUCGGCGUCAGUCAAAGGGAUCGAUCGGUACCACCCCAGCCGGUGUGAACCCAUCGUCUUCUAGUACUAGCGCGGGCGUUGCAUCGGGCACAGCGUCAUUGAUGCAGCAGGUCAUUACAAAAUAUGCAACGAAGCAGCCACCAUCGGGUAGUGCGGCUCCGAUUGUCGAUAGCGAUGCUGCUAGUACCAGCAAUGCAGCAUCUGCCGUUUCAUCUCAUAAGCAAACCGACCUUCUGACAGCUACUGGCAGUGGUACUGGUGGCACUGGCAUUGAUGAGGAGAACACUAAGAAGAACGAAGUCGAGAAACAAGAGACAGAUAUGGACGUUGACAUGGAUAUCAUCAAGGCACCGAUUGCAGGAAAAGGUACUUCUGCGACGGCCCACCUAUCGAUGAUGGCUGGCGAAGGCAACAGUAACAGCAGUUUAGGCAGCGCAACAGGCCGUGCAGGUACCGCAGAGCCCAUGCUGAUCGACGAAGACGACGACGAUGCACCGUACUCUCCCGGUGGUGCUAGCGAUGACAGCAACUUUGCGGACGUGACGGCCAUCGUGGAAACUUCCAAGCAGGAAAAUCAAAGCGAUGUCGAGCGUAUCAAGCGAGAGAUGGACGAGUUGAACCGGAAAAUUGCGAUGCAAAAGAACGAAAUCGUUGGUCUGAUGACGAUGAAUGAGCUGAGUGAGGGAGAGAUCAAUUCUACCCUGCCGCCCUCGCUGAUCAACGAUAUUCCCAUUCCGGCCAAUCUGUCACAGAUUCUGGCAAGUAUCAAGGGAGGUGCUGGUAGUGGUGGUGGUGGUGGUACGACAGUUGAUGAUGAAAUUCCCUCCACUUCAUCAUCGGGUGUUGGAUUUGGAUCGAUGAAAGGAUCUACAAUUCCCUUGGCGGUUGCCGCGACGACCGCCGGUGAUGAUGAUGAGGAGUACAAUCCGAGCGCACCGUCGCUCUUCUCCAGCUAUCAAUCGAACUAUGUACCCCAAACCGUCAACAGUCUGGGAGAUAUCGAUGAGCGAAUCCUACCGCCAACGGUCCUACAGGUGGCAUCAGCAACGGGAAGUGCAACGCCAUUUGAACUGAUGCCACCAGCCGCAACACAGGUCGGGGCUGGCGAGCCUGUAACGACAGCUGGCAGCAGUGCUACCGGCGAGAGUCGCUUGGCGAAACUUUCCGACGAAGAACUGCUUCGUUUAGUACCGGACGACGCGAUGAUCGUCGAUUCGUCUUUAAAUGAUUCGUAAAUCAUGGUGUGCAACUUCAUGAAGGAGAUUUUAAAAAUCGUUCGCGUUCAAAUAACUCUAUUCUAGCACUCGUCUGGUUCCGUAGUUCCGCACCCACCCGGUUCAAUCUUUCGAUGCCUAGCCAGAUCUUAACGUCAACGUUUCGUGUACCAUGUACGCCUCUCAUGCGUUGAUGAUGGUUCAUACCAAAACUGAUCCUAAGCUAUUAGUCAUCUUGUUAGACAACACAAAGGGCUAAGACACAAGCGUGGAUAGGCCUAAGAAGUAGUCUAUUUCUAGACGUCUGCAUGUGAUUUUAUAUCUUCUUUUGAUUCGGUUCCAAUUGAUCCUAGUACACUCAUCGAGGACAUCGCCAGACAUCUUGAAUCUUUACUGGAACUCGCUCUCUUCGAUUGCGUGGCGAUGAGGUAAGGUGUAAAGGCAAAAGCGAUGCGUUCACUUGAGUUCACUUUCCAAUUAUUGUACAACUUGUAUUAAACUUACUAUCCCUAUUGCGUUUGCUAGAUAAUGUACGUAUAUAAAGUGUAAAGUCCCAGAGAAACAAUUUUCAACGAAGGAUAGCACAUCCUUAACAGCUCUCAGAUGUCUCGAAGCAGACCAAAACCAUGGUUUGUAGAAUGUGGUCAGCAUGCAAAUAGUUUAAAAUUACUGCUAGCUUCUUAAGUCUUACAGUUACUGAGAGCGGAAGGCGCUAUGGGGAUGCUCCCUUCGCAAGAGCGAUGGUGGCUGCUAUAACGAGGCUCUGUGCAAUUCUACCGAGCUGUUUCACCGACAGUCUACGGCUUGUGAAGUGGUAGGCUAUAGAUUGUAGCGCAUCGUAACACAUUAAGACCGGUGAGUGGUGGAUCAGCUCGAAGCAUAUGUAUCGUCCUCCAACCUAUUCCGCGUGAUAAAAGAUAACGAAUGUAACGCAAAAUGCAAGUGGUAACUUCAAAUAGUCUAGGCUCCCCAUUUCACAUACCUUUCCCCUCAAUGUUGGUCAUAUAGGAUCGCAAACAAGACCUUCUUGCUCUAGGUAAUAAUACUAACAAUACGUAUUCAGUUAGGCGUGCGUAUUAGGAGCUCCAUAAUAUAGUUUGUUACUAAAUCAUAUUUUAAAUAAUGUACUGCAUUUAAGGCUCAUCAUAAUUAGAUGCACUAUGCAAAUGCGGCAAACGAUGUAAUAUAGAUUGUAGGCUUAGGUGCAUCAUAUACGGCAAGGUUCGAGUUUAGCAACACACUGGAACAUGGUGGUCCCGAAGGCGGGAGACGUGAUGGUGUAAGAAAGGUGAGCAAGAUCAAGGCAGUGACACAUUAUCGAAUAUAUAUGAGAAAAUAAAGCUAAUUUUUGCGAGAAAGUUUCGCAACUCU